Messenger RNA from Condylura cristata (star-nosed mole), 673 nucleotides. It is a transcript of the gene LAMTOR2, whose product is annotated as late endosomal/lysosomal adaptor, MAPK and MTOR activator 2. Gene Ontology annotation, molecular function: guanyl-nucleotide exchange factor activity; molecular adaptor activity. Gene Ontology annotation, biological process: positive regulation of TOR signaling; cellular response to amino acid stimulus. Gene Ontology annotation, cellular component: Ragulator complex. The transcript has 4 exons. Bases 156 to 533 code for a protein of 125 amino acids. NCBI's taxonomy places the organism in Eukaryota, Metazoa, Chordata, Mammalia, Eulipotyphla, Talpidae. The record is from RefSeq and is a predicted model, not a curated record.
GUGUGGCGUCCAAACCACAAAAGCCGGGCCAGGAAACUACAACUCCCAGGGCGUUCCGGAGCCGAGCAGCUGGACUACGGGAAGUGGCAGGCGGAGGUCAGCAGGCAGCAACUCCGGGAUCAGGGCGCACAAGCCCAGCGUUCGGAGCCACAAGCAUGCUGCGUCCCAAGGCCUUGACCCAAGUGCUAAGCCAAGCCAACACCGGAGGUGUCCAGAGCACCCUGCUGCUGAAUAACGAAGGUUCUCUGCUGGCCUACUCCGGUUAUGGGGAUACAGACGCCCGGGUCACCGCGGCCAUCGCCAGUAACAUCUGGGCCGCCUACGAUCGAAAUGGCAACCAAGCAUUUAAUGAAGACAAUCUCAAAUUCAUCCUCAUGGACUGCAUGGAGGGCCGUGUCGCCAUCACCCGAGUGGCCAACCUCCUGCUGUGUAUGUAUGCCAAGGAGACCGUUGGCUUCGGAAUGCUCAAGGCCAAGGCCCAGGCCUUGGUGCAAUACCUGGAGGAGCCCCUCACCCAAGUAGCAGCAUCAUAGUGGACAUCAGUGGAAGCUAGAGUCAGAAAAGAGAUGACCAUUUAGAGGGGCAGGGCCCCCUGGGGAAACCCUUCGGGACUAUGGGGGGGAGGGUGAGAUUUUUUUUUUUUUCCAAGAAUAAAUUUAAACUCCUGCCUGUG